UGGCGCGCGCGCGAGCAGAAGGAGGGAGAGCGAGAAGAGCGCGAGCGAGUUCCAGGGGUUCGGGGCCCGCUGCCGCCGCCGCCGCCGCCAUUGUUAUUGUCCGGGCGCUGCCGCUUCGUAAACGAUGUCGCACCACAGCCCGCUAGCAGAAGGCCUCAGGAAAAAGCUGCCACCAUGCCGUUGGUCCGUUGGGAGGAAGCGCAGUGCGGAUGGCAAACUCCGUAGGGCGGAUGAUGUGGAUUCCUGUCUCUUUGAUGAUGAGCUCAAGGAUUCCACUCCGAGCGUUCCUAGUUGGCCGGAUGAUAGAAUCUCCAGUUUCACAACACCAGACAGUGAUGGACCAGUCCCCCGAUGUGCUACUGCAGAUUGGGGAACGGCAAUCGAAGAAGAGGAGACGAGGCAGACUGUUUAUCGGGAUUUGAAGAGAUAUAAAAGGCGACUCUUGAUAAAUGAAUUUCAUGACCAUGAGAAAGAUUAUUCGUCUGAAAGUUCCAGUGAUUCCAGAGAAUCAUUGGCACCAUCUGAACUUGAAACCGAUGAAGUGGUAUUGAUGCGAAGACAAAAGCAAAUCAAUUAUGGGAAAAACACCAUUGCAUAUGAUCGAUUCAUUCAAGACAUUCCUAAACAUCUUCGGAAGCCAGGUGUUCACCCCAGGACUCCAAACAAGUUCAAGAAGUUCAGUCGCAGAUCCUGGGAUCAGCAAAUUAGGUUAUGGCGAAUUGCACUUCAUGCUUGGGAUCCGCCUGUGGAAGAAGGCAGUGAUUUACAAGCAGUCACAGAGUUUGAUUUUGAUAUGGAAACUGAAUCUAUAAACAGCUCAAAUGGAGGUCGGACAAGUUUUCAGGAUGAGAGAGGAUGCACGCCAAGCAACACACGAGCACCAUCUCCUCAGGUAUCUGACUCGACUUCAAUGAUCAGAGAAUUUGGGUCUCAUUCAGGCAAAGAAUUUGAUUUGCAAGCUUGUUUGUCCGAAACCAAUGAAGCUAAUUCUUGGUUAAAUCAAUAGCUGAUCUUGAGAAAUUUGCUUGGAACAGUUCUGCAGAUGAUGUGACGAUCUUGUGAACAUAAAGGAGUUUAAAGUUUUUCCAAACAAAUAUGACAUUGUGAAAAUGUUAAUGUACAGACCAACAAAUCGAUUGAAUGGUACUGCUUUAUGGCUACCAACAAAACAAUACUUGCUGUGAACAAAGUAUCAUUUGCCUGUAUUGCAGCUCAUUUGUGUACUUGACUUAACUAUUCUGCUCGUCCAAGUUCAGAUUUAUGGUGAGGGAAUUACCGUACUAGAUGUUCAGUUGAACAUUUUUUAAGGCUUAAUAAACAACAAUGCUUUGCAAUAAAACUUGAUUGUUUUUGAAUGGCUCGCUGGAAUGGGAAAGAAGUGUUUUUUAAAGGUUUAGCUGCAUGGGAUUAUGGACUCGUGUGCCUUAACUUAAGAACUGUAUUGAUUUUUUUAAAUAUUGAAGUUACUUUGCAUCUUGUUAGAUUUCUCAAUUUAAUGUUUUCAGUGUUUAAUCUUGGAGCUUGCUCAAACGAACCUGUCUGCAAAUUACAAUCUCAAUGUUCAAAGUACAAAUUAAUAUGAUGCUUUGAUCGAUCAAUUUGUACUGCUGGAAGGUGUUUCAACAGACCGUUAAUGUGAAGCAUUAUGUCCAUUGGCACAAAGGCUAAUUUCCUGUUGCAACACUCAAAAAUUCAAUCUUGAUUUACUUUUUUUUUGUAUUAGCAACUUGCUGUGUGUGUAACAAAAUUCUAGUUGAAUAUUGAAAUUCUUUUGAUUAUUAAAUGGUUGAAUUCAGCGUUAUUUUUGUCUAGAUUUUUAAAUCGCAAUAAAACCUGGCUUGUUUGAAAUA
Messenger RNA from Leucoraja erinaceus (little skate), 1850 nucleotides. RefSeq names its product stem-loop binding protein (gene slbp). Gene Ontology annotation, molecular function: histone pre-mRNA stem-loop binding; mRNA binding. Gene Ontology annotation, biological process: mRNA 3'-end processing by stem-loop binding and cleavage; mRNA transport. The coding region runs from base 125 to 1006 and encodes 293 amino acids. The transcript has 8 exons. Lineage: Eukaryota; Metazoa; Chordata; Chondrichthyes; Rajiformes; Rajidae. The record is from RefSeq and is a predicted model, not a curated record. Gene Ontology annotation, cellular component: histone pre-mRNA 3'end processing complex; cytoplasm.